AUAUGUGCACUGCAAGGCGGGUCGAACGCGCAGCGCAAUGUUUGUAGCAUGUUAUCUGAUGCAAAAGCAUGACUGGUAUCCAAACGUUGCCUAUGAAUUUGUCAAGCAAAAACGGCCUCAAGUUAUUCUCGGGAAUGCACAGUGGAGGACCGUCAACGAGUACAGAAGAUUUCUGGAUCACAAACAUGGACUUGCUUAAAU
This is a messenger RNA of Gongylonema pulchrum, 201 nucleotides long. Lineage: Eukaryota; Metazoa; Nematoda; Chromadorea; Rhabditida; Gongylonematidae. The record is from the annotation of a GenBank genome assembly.